Messenger RNA from Nannospalax galili (Upper Galilee mountains blind mole rat), 3015 nucleotides. RefSeq names its product G protein subunit alpha i1 (gene Gnai1). The record is from RefSeq and is a predicted model, not a curated record. The transcript has 8 exons. NCBI's taxonomy places the organism in Eukaryota, Metazoa, Chordata, Mammalia, Rodentia, Spalacidae. Gene Ontology annotation, cellular component: heterotrimeric G-protein complex. Gene Ontology annotation, biological process: adenylate cyclase-modulating G protein-coupled receptor signaling pathway. The coding region runs from base 64 to 1128 and encodes 354 amino acids. Gene Ontology annotation, molecular function: G-protein beta/gamma-subunit complex binding; G protein-coupled serotonin receptor binding; GTPase activity.
GCCAGCCUCUGCCCGCGCUGCCAGCCGCCCCGGGCGCCCGGGGCUCGGCGACGCUCGGCCACCAUGGGCUGCACGCUGAGCGCGGAGGACAAGGCGGCGGUGGAGCGCAGCAAGAUGAUCGACCGCAACCUCCGCGAGGACGGCGAGAAGGCGGCGCGCGAGGUCAAGCUGUUGCUGCUCGGUGCUGGUGAAUCUGGGAAAAGUACAAUUGUGAAGCAAAUGAAAAUUAUCCAUGAAGCUGGUUAUUCAGAAGAGGAAUGUAAACAGUACAAAGCAGUGGUCUACAGCAACACCAUUCAGUCAAUUAUUGCCAUCAUCAGAGCAAUGGGGAGGUUGAAGAUAGACUUUGGUGACUCAGCUCGGGCGGAUGAUGCUCGCCAACUCUUCGUGCUUGCUGGAGCUGCCGAGGAAGGCUUUAUGACCACAGAGCUUGCUGGAGUCAUAAAGAGAUUGUGGAAAGACAGUGGUGUGCAAGCCUGUUUCAACAGAUCCCGAGAGUAUCAGCUUAAUGAUUCUGCAGCAUACUAUUUGAAUGAUUUGGACAGAAUAGCACAAUCAAAUUACAUCCCAACUCAGCAAGAUGUCCUCAGAACUAGAGUGAAAACCACAGGAAUUGUCGAAACCCAUUUUACUUUCAAAGAUCUUCAUUUUAAAAUGUUUGAUGUGGGAGGUCAGAGGUCAGAGCGUAAGAAGUGGAUUCACUGCUUUGAAGGCGUGACGGCCAUCAUUUUCUGUGUGGCCCUGAGUGACUAUGACCUGGUUCUGGCUGAAGAUGAAGAAAUGAAUCGGAUGCAUGAAAGCAUGAAAUUAUUCGACAGUAUAUGCAACAACAAGUGGUUUACAGAUACAUCUAUUAUACUUUUUCUAAACAAGAAGGAUCUCUUUGAAGAAAAAAUCAAAAAGAGCCCUCUCACUAUAUGCUACCCAGAAUACGCAGGAUCAAACACAUAUGAAGAGGCAGCUGCAUAUAUUCAGUGUCAGUUUGAAGAUCUCAAUAAAAGAAAGGACACGAAGGAAAUAUACACCCACUUCACAUGUGCCACAGAUACAAAGAAUGUGCAGUUUGUUUUUGAUGCUGUAACAGAUGUCAUCAUAAAAAAUAACCUGAAAGAUUGUGGUCUCUUUUAAGUUUUGCAGUUGAUGGUAAAAAUGCAUUUUCAAACCAAAUGAGUACUUAUAUAUGGAUCUCUCUAGACUAGAGUCUCCCAGCAACACAGAAUGUAGUAUACAGCAAAUGCAUCCUGGAUCUGACCAAAGUUGUUCUGUUUUGUGUCUUUAUCUGGACGUGAUAAAAGGACCUGUCUUAAAGGUGAAAGAGGGUCCUGUGAUGUGAAAGUGAAGUGUGGUGUGAAAGCUGGACUCUAGUGUAUGGUGAUUUCUGUGUAAGUGUAAAUAUGCAAAUGUAUGUAAGAUGUAUUUAUAACUUUAAUUUUCCACAUUACUUUUAGGUUUUAAGAGUGGCAACUUACAAUUCUAGUGUGAUGGCUUUGGAAAUAACAUAAAUAUUAACUACCUUGUACUGAAUGACAGACUAUUACUGUGUUUGCCAGUUUUAAACAGCUUUAUUUAUGUUCAUGUCCCUGUAAAUUUUUAGGUACAGUGAUUAAUAGUAGGAAAUGUCACAGCCCCUACCUUGAUUUCAUGUAUACUUGUAUUCAUGAAAAUGUUGUUUGUACGAACAUUGCACAGACUAUUUUAAUAACAUGAUUUGUGCUCUAAAUUUUAUGUGUUUCAUUGAAACAGUAAAGAGGGUGAGUACACCUACCUUUGGAUCAAUUAUUUAAGCAUCAUAUGCAUUUUAAUUUUUAUUUAAAGAGUGCAUGCUGCCCUGGUUCUAUAUUAGAUUUGGUUUGAGAAACUAAAACUCCAGUUUUUUGAGGAUAUACGAUCUUAGAAUUCAAAACACUUAGUUUUUAUUCCAUUGGUCUGUUUUCACUUUUAAUCUUAGUAUCUGGGUGGUAUUCAUACCUCGCCUUACAGGUGGUACAGAUUAAUUUUCUACACUUUAAAUAACUGCAUUUUUAUUUACAACUGAGUUGAGGUGGGUAUUGAAAGAAAUUUUUGUGGGUAAAAAUUUUUAGCAUAUGAAUUUUAAGACAUUAAUUUGUGUAUUUCCUUUGGGAAAUUCCUUGUACCUAGGCACACGUGAUAGUUCCUUGUUUGGAAGAUGGUAGAAAAUACUCUAUUGCUGAUAUUAUGCAAGCUUUCAAUUCAUAAGUAACUAGUUUCAAGUUUAUCACUCUAUGCCAAAUUAUUUUUCCCCUUAGAUACUCAAAUUCCCUCCAGUUGCUUGAACUUACAUUCUUUUUAAAUUAUGCUCUUAUUUCUGACAUUAAGUGAACAAUUAUACUUAGAAAUUGAAUAAUAGUAUUUAACAGGAUCAGUGAUUGUGUGUGUGUGUGUGUGUGUGUGUGUGUGCUCAAAUAAGUGUUACAUAACAGGAGAUACUGAACUUUGCUAGCAUUAUUUUUCUUUUGAUCAUUUAAGUGUGUCUCUGUGGCCAUGUUUCAGCAAAAUGAGUAGCAUUCCCUAGCUCAUCUCUCCUUUUUCAUUCAUCCUGAAGAACUAAGUCUUUCAGUAAGCUUUGCUGGUAAUACUUUCCCACUUGUGUUGUCAUCUCCGUGGAGUCUUUUUGUUGAAGUACUUGCCUACGUAAUUGUAUGGAGAAGCAGAAACUACAUUUGUAUCUGUUUCCUACGUGGGAUUUGUUCCCUUCUUUGUAAUGUAAAGAAAUUUAAAGUUAUCAAAAUUCUUUAAGUGUUAGUUAGAUUCUUUUAUGUGCCUUUCAUGAAAGAUAUGUUUUCAUUCAUUUUACUAUGGAAGACUUGUAAGGUCCACAUUGUGAAGCUAUGUAUGAAAUUUGACUAUAAUCUGGUAAAUUUGAAUGAUGACAACUGUGGUGUAAAAGCCACAAAGAAGCACAUAUUGGUGACCAUCAUUGGUGAAUUCCUGAACUUUACUCUGUGUACCUGUGUUACUAAUAAAGCCUAAUAAAUUUAAAUUUUUAAAAUUUUA